Molecule: messenger RNA, 2307 nt
Organism: Linum tenue
Lineage: Eukaryota; Viridiplantae; Streptophyta; Magnoliopsida; Malpighiales; Linaceae
Source: the annotation of a GenBank genome assembly
AUGCCUCCAAAGGAGAAGCCGAAGGAGGAUACGAUGGAUUUCUCUCUGAAAGAAACUUCCCCUGAUAUCGGCGGCCGCAAGUCCCUAACCACAAUCAGCAACGACAAGCUCACCUUAGUCGAGCAGCGCCACUUCCUCUACGUCAGGAUCGUCAGAGCCAACCUCAAUCCGGUCGACGACCCAGAAACCUGCUUCCUCCACCGCCCCUUCGUCGAGCUCAGAAUCGGCUGCCACCGAGCAGCGACCCGGGUGCUCGAGGACCCGACCCACAACCCGGAAUGGAACCAGGUCUUCGCCUUCGCCAAAGACGCCGGCCGGCUUCAGGGGAACCUCCUGAAAAUCCUCGUUAAAGACGCCACCAGCCAGGGGAAAAUUCACGGAUUGGAGGACGGCAACGGGCAGCGAGUAGCCGGAGAGCUGAUGGCCGCCGUCUGGAUUGGAAACCAAUCCGACGACGCCUUCUCCGUCGCAUGGCACUCCGGCGACGGCGACAGCGUCGCCCACACGCGCGCCAAGGUGUAUCAUUCCCCUAGGCUGUGGUACCUCAGAAUCCAACUGAUUGGCGCUCAGGAUUUGUCAAUUCCCGACAUUAACAACAGAAGACGUCCCGAAAUCCACGUUAAAGCGGUUUUAGGGCAAAUGGUCCUGAAGAGCAGGAUCAUUUCCCCUGACAGGAAUCCUACUACCACCACUACUACCCUAAACCCUUCCGAAGAGCUCGUAUUCGUCGCGGCAGAGCCGUUCGACGAUCCCUUGAUCCUCAUUGUCGAGGACCGAGCGAUCGGGUUCAACAUCGGUCGUUCUGUGCUCGAUCUCGAUAGGCUGGAGAGGAGGAUUCUGCCGGUUCCUGCUACGGGAGAGAAGUGGAUCAACAUAGAGAGAGUAGAGGCCGGAAAUGAUGAGAAGAAGGGAGCAGUCAAGCUCUGCGGGAGGCUUCACUUGAGGGUUUUCCUCGACGGGGUGUACCACGUCUUCGACGAACCGACCAACUACUGCAGCGAUCUCAGGGCCACUUCCCCCAAGCUGUGGCCCGAAAAGAUCGGGACUCUAGAGCUCGGAAUCCUGAAAGCACAAGGAUUGGUGCCGAUGAAGUCCAAGGAAGGCGGGCGGGCGUCCACGGACGCUUACUGCGUGGCGAAAUACGGGCCGAAGUGGGUCAGGACAAGUACUGUUCUAGACAGCUUCGCGCCCAAUUGGAACGAGCAGUACUCGUGGGACGUCUACGAUCCUUGCACCGUGAUCACCAUCGCGGUGUUCGACAACUCCCAACUAGGAAACACCAACGACAAUAACAAGAACAAGAACAAGACCACUGCUCCUUCCGAUUCAAGAAUCGGGAAGGUUCGAAUCCGGCUCUCCACGCUGGAAACGAAUCGGAUCUACACGCUGUCGUACCCUCUAAUCGUGCUACAACCUAACGGGGUGAGGAAAACAGGGGAGCUUCACUUGGCCGUCAAGUUCAAUUGCAACUCUGUAGCCAACCUGCUGCAAACCUACGCGCAGCCAUUGUUCCCGAGAAUGCACUACAUCAAUCCGCUGUCGUUUUACCAGAUGGACGGGCUGAGGCACCAGGCGGCCUACAUCCUGUCGUCGAGGCUAGGCAGGGCGGACCCGCCGCUGAACAAGGACGUGGUGGAGUACGUGCUGGAUUCCGUGGUCAAUUUGUGGAGCCUCAGAAAGGGGAAAGCCAACCUGCACAGGUUCAUGGCCUGCUUCAGCUUCCUGUCGCGGAUUUACAGAGCGUUCGAUUGGAUUAAAGGAUGGAACAAUCCAUCUGUCACACUUUCUUUCUACGUCCUGUUCUUGAUCCUGGUUCAUUUCCCCGGACUCAUCCUGCCUUGUGUGUUUAUGACUCUUUUUUUGGCAUGCGUUUCGGGGUAUCCUCGUCGGCCCAGGCACCCUCCGCACAUGGACAUAAAGAUGUCACACGCGGAGGAUGCAGGGUUCGAUGUGCUAGACGAGGAAUUCGACACGUUCCCCACGUCGAGGCAAGGGGAGGUGGUGAGGAACAGGUAUGACAGGAUGAGAGGGAUUGGCGGCAGGGUGAUGCUGAUGGUUGGGGAUGUGGCGACGCAGAUGGAGAGGGUGCAUUCGUUGUUCGGCUGGAGGGAUCCGAGGGCGACGAUUCUGUUCUUGGUGGUGUGUUUGGUUUGUUGCGCGGUGGUGUACAUUUGUCCGGUGAGGUACUUGGUGGUGUUUGGAGGGAGCUAUGCGAUUCGGCCGCCGAGGAUGAGGGUUGCUGCUGUGCCGUCGCUGCUGCAUAAUUUCCUCAGGAGGCUUCCUUCCAACGCGGAUUGCAUGCUGUGA